This is a messenger RNA of Arabidopsis thaliana (thale cress), 1103 nucleotides long. It is a transcript of the gene MKK7, whose product is annotated as MAP kinase kinase 7. Lineage: Eukaryota; Viridiplantae; Streptophyta; Magnoliopsida; Brassicales; Brassicaceae. Gene Ontology annotation, molecular function: ATP binding; protein kinase activity; protein tyrosine kinase activity. Gene Ontology annotation, biological process: response to other organism; response to stress; MAPK cascade. The transcript has a single exon. The coding region runs from base 51 to 974 and encodes 307 amino acids. The record is from RefSeq and is marked reviewed.
CAUCACUCUUCGAUCACCAUCAUCACUCUCUCUCUCUCUCUUCUAUUUCCAUGGCUCUUGUUCGUAAACGCCGUCAAAUCAACCUCCGUCUCCCUGUCCCACCGCUCUCUGUUCACCUCCCCUGGUUCUCCUUUGCCUCAUCCACCGCCCCCGUCAUCAACAACGGAAUCUCAGCUUCCGAUGUCGAGAAACUCCACGUUCUCGGAAGAGGAAGCAGCGGGAUCGUAUACAAAGUCCACCACAAAACCACGGGGGAGAUAUACGCUCUGAAAUCAGUCAACGGCGACAUGAGUCCUGCUUUCACAAGACAAUUAGCGCGCGAGAUGGAGAUCCUCCGUCGCACGGAUUCUCCUUAUGUCGUCAGGUGUCAAGGGAUCUUCGAGAAACCAAUCGUCGGAGAGGUUUCGAUCCUCAUGGAGUAUAUGGACGGUGGAAACCUAGAAUCUCUCCGCGGCGCCGUUACGGAGAAACAACUAGCGGGAUUUUCCCGCCAGAUUUUGAAAGGUUUAAGUUAUCUCCACUCACUCAAGAUCGUUCACAGAGACAUCAAACCUGCGAAUCUACUCUUAAACUCGAGAAACGAAGUUAAAAUCGCUGAUUUUGGAGUGAGCAAAAUCAUUACCCGAUCGUUAGAUUACUGCAAUUCCUACGUCGGCACUUGCGCUUACAUGAGCCCGGAGAGAUUUGACUCUGCCGCCGGAGAAAACUCCGAUGUUUACGCAGGCGAUAUCUGGAGUUUCGGAGUGAUGAUACUUGAGCUCUUCGUCGGACAUUUUCCGUUGCUUCCUCAGGGACAGAGACCUGACUGGGCGACGUUAAUGUGCGUCGUGUGCUUUGGAGAACCACCGCGUGCGCCGGAAGGAUGUUCCGACGAGUUUAGGAGUUUUGUUGACUGUUGUCUCCGUAAAGAAUCGAGUGAGAGGUGGACGGCGUCGCAGCUUCUCGGUCACCCUUUUCUCCGUGAAAGUCUUUAGAUCCGACUGCUUGUGAUAUUACGGGUCUGGAUAUUUUCCGGGUGACCCAAAUCGCAAUUAUUAUUUUUUUGUAGAAUUUUUGUAUGAUCAGAAAUAUGCUCUAUUGAAAUUCAUCUGACGAUUCAUAUU